This is a messenger RNA of Amoebophrya sp. A120, 738 nucleotides long. The record is from the annotation of a GenBank genome assembly. Lineage: Eukaryota; Dinophyceae; Syndiniales; Amoebophryaceae.
GAAAAAAGCGAAGAAGGCCGCGGCCUCAGCCGAGAACGCUGCUUCUGCUUCGCCUUCGGUGGACGAGCGCGAAUCCACAUUCAAGCGGACGCUGAAUCAGCUCACCGAACUUUUCGGUUGCGGUGGUAGCGAUUCUGUUAGUGCAGAUGUAACUACGAGUAAGGAGGUUUUUUUGGCAGCGGCAGUAACAUCGUCAAAAGCGUCUAAACAGAACGCUGAGCAUAUUACCUCAUUCGCGACCAGCGAUGUCGUGCACGAGCGGUUUGCGUCGGUCUGGGCGUGCUCUUUAGUUGGGAACGAAACCGCCGCACUUGCGGCGGUUUGCGCCGCGUAUCGGGGGCCGGAUUUCGACGUGUUGGCAGAGCUACUGCGAGCGUCCGGGUUGUAUCAAAUGUAAAAAUGUCUGGGUCUGGAAGGUUGGAGCUUGUGAUGCUAACUUUGGACUCUAAAAAAAUCUGUAUUGCAUGAUCAGCAAGAGGAGUCUAGUUUGUGCUACGCGAGGAGGGCACUUGUCAUGCGGAAUAGACAUCAGGUCCAGGAAGCCCUCUAAAAAUCUGCGAUGCUAGGCCAUGCAUUACAGACGUCCUGGGUCAUGCAAAUGUGCAUGACAAACCCGGCAACUUUCCAGACCCAGACAUUUUUGCAUUUGAUAGUUUGGUUGGGGACAAAGAAGACGUAUCGAUCGCGAUUCGAACGCUACUGCGAGAACUGGUACUGGACUACAAGUGCAAAGACAUG